This is a messenger RNA of Hypoxylon fragiforme, 2442 nucleotides long. RefSeq lists its product as uncharacterized. The transcript is spliced from 7 exons. NCBI's taxonomy places the organism in Eukaryota, Fungi, Ascomycota, Sordariomycetes, Xylariales, Hypoxylaceae. The record is from RefSeq and is a predicted model, not a curated record. Gene Ontology annotation, biological process: DNA repair. The coding region runs from base 298 to 2442 and encodes 714 amino acids.
CUCCUUCGCUGCGCUAUUCAUCUCUCUUCAUAUUCAUCGUCUCCCUCCUUGCCACCCCUCCUCCAUCCCUAGUAAUGACAUAACAUAACAUAUAGUCUAUUGAGAGGACUACUAACAGUUUUCCUAGUCAUUAAACCUCGAAUCCCUCUUCUUCAUAUUCAUUUCUUCAUAAAUAUAUUCAAACAACACCCCUCCUCUUCAUAUAUUUCUCAGUCAUUUAAGUUUCUGUCAGUAGAAACGCUCAUCACAUCCCGUUUCUAUCAUCCUAGUACGGGCAUUACAGUAUUGCCGAUAACAAUGUCUGGCAUUAAAAUGAAUCCUGGCACGAAGCGAAAGCUUCGUGUAGACGAUUAUUUUCGUCCAGUCAAUAGUCCCAAGCGUCACCAGCCCUCAUCGCGAAGGGCUACCCGUAGCCAAGCAGACAUACCAGCAACCACUAUUGAGACCACCGAUAGUGAUCCUAUCGACCUAGAACCGACCCAAGAUGAAAUCCCAGCGGAUUUCGUUGACAUUCAUUGUGGAAAACCGGAGGCACAUGGCAAACCUCCGGCAUGGUCCCCCAAGCGAGCUGCAUUGAAUGAUGCAGUAUCCUACUACAAGUCCCACCAGGGGAGCGUCUACAGCCGAAGUAAAACGGCGCUGGGGCUCCUGAUCGAUGAAUCGGUGGAGAUUCGAGAUUACUUCUCUAGCGAAGUAAUCAUCACUACUAUAGGCGGGGGGAAGACAUUAGACCCCGUUACAAAGAAGAUGGUUCGCUCGAAGGACCAGGAUUCUAACGGGUUGAAUUACGUCGCACUGCGAAAUGCGUAUCUCGAAAAGUCACCCCUUGUAGUUGUGGCUGGUGCCGGAAACACACUGUUUCCGGUUAAACCACCAUCAUAUUAUAAUGUCCUUGACUACUUCUGGAUUACUGAUAUGUGGUCAGAAGUCGGACAAGGACUCAAGGAUGGCGAGAAGAUCGCCAUAAAGCAGUUUAAGAUGCGCCUGGAAAAGGUCAACCUGGGCUCGAGAUCCUGGUGGGCACCCAAAGGCGCCAGCGCGCAUGACGUAGGCGAAUUCAGCAUCGGUGAAUUUAUCACACCGUCUGCCAGUUGCCGAUUUUGUCGCACGUCCAGCAAGCAGUUGUUCAAGGAGGAUUGGACAUGCUUGAACAAGGAGUGUGAAAAAUUCUUCUACUUCAAGGACGGUAUUGACACCAAGCAAUUGGAGCAUAGCGACGAGUUCUUGAAAGAACGAACUGCUUGCCCGAACCUAAUGCGCGGACACCCCCUGACUCCCUCUUUGCCUUCAAAGAAGAGCAAUGAUUCUGGCAGCGAGGAGCGUUUUAAGCAGGGGAUCGUCUGUCCGAAGUGCCGCUGCUGCAGCCGGCGGAUCAAGUGGGAAGGGUGGUUCUGUGAGAACCCCGACUGCGACUUCACAUACAAGGUGCCAAUUAAGAUGAUUGCCUUCGCAGACGUGCUAAAGGAGAAUCGCAUACACGAGAGCAAAUCCCGGAACUGCAAGCUGCACAAAAGUAUUAAGGCAUUCGACACGACCAUUGGCGAUGUCGAUAUCAAGACCUACUUCUUGCCAGAUGAAACGGACAAGGGUGGCUUUGUCGGCUCAGUCACACGAAUUCGUCCCGGCGAACAAGCGCUGCAACGACCAGGAGGAUUCAAUGACUUGUAUGCACAUGUCCAAAGCAGCGACAUCAAGUUCCAGAGGAACCCUGCGAAGAACUCUGGAUGCAGAAUCGAAGAGUUGACGUCCCAUUUUGCCGUCAACUUUGGUGCGCCUUACAAGUUCGGUGUGGUUGUCAAAACCACAAACGGCUUCAGCGACGCGCCCUUACCUAUCAUCGAAUCCCUCCUUCGACUAACUUGGGCCGGAAAGACAGCAGUUUCCAUUACGAACAGCCUUAUCCAGGAUAAGGAGAUUACUGCAAAUGAGAUAGCAGAAGAGUUUGUCCCAUACAACGAGGAACUAGUCCUCGCGUACUUUGAAAAGUCGAAGAUAAGCGCCCACGAUGACGGCGAAAAGGAGUUGGGACCCAACGUCGCGACUCUAUCACUCGGAUCCCCCUCCACGAUGACGUUCAGCCCCAAGAAAGGGCUGAACAUAGGCGAAACUCACGACAAGACAAAGAAGCUGCGAGCCGCAAUGCUCACACUGAAGUUGAAGCACGGCGACAUGGUGGUCAUGCACGGCCAGCAUAUCCAGAGCCGUUACUUGCACGCCGUCGAGCCAACCGGCAAGCACCGAUUCGCCCUAACCUGCCGCCACAUUCUGCCCGAACGGAUGCCCAACGAGGAGCAGCGUCAGCUGGCCCUGGUGAACGGCAAACUGCCCGACCAAUGGAGCUCCGUCCGUUAUGACGGCGAGUCGGACCAGUUUCAAGCCCCCACUGGCGAUCCCGUCGCUAGUCCGACUGAGACGUUGGCGAAGGGCGAGGAGGAGGCUUAG